GCGAAGUGUCACGCUUCUAAGCUUGAAAAUAACCAAGUAUCCUUUCAGGUGUUCUGAUUUGAAAAGGCUAUACUGUUUUUGUGUUAACUGUGCUCCCCUAUCAGCGGACGAAUUUCUGAAGGCGCCAAAGAGAAAUUACGCGGAUACGGAAGUGAUUGUGUUGACUCACCGCACGGAGCACUAGGAUUACUUACUCACUCUUCAGACAGAACCAAAUCCACAAUGGCUGACCAAUUAACAGAAGAGCAGAUUGCUGAGUUCAAAGAGGCAUUCAGUCUUUUCGAUAAAGAUGGAGAUGGCACCAUCACAACCAAAGAACUUGGAACUGUCAUGCGUUCCUUAGGCCAGAACCCUACUGAGGCUGAAUUGCAAGACAUGAUCAAUGAGGUGGAUGCUGAUGGCAAUGGCACAAUUGAUUUCCCUGAAUUCCUCACCAUGAUGGCAAGGAAAAUGAAAGACACUGAUAGUGAAGAAGAAAUUCGAGAAGCAUUCCGUGUCUUUGAUAAGGAUGGCAAUGGAUUUAUUAGUGCUGCUGAACUUCGACAUGUCAUGACAAAUCUUGGUGAAAAAUUAACAGAUGAGGAAGUUGAUGAAAUGAUCAGGGAAGCUGACAUUGAUGGUGAUGGCCAAGUGAACUAUGAAGAGUUUGUGACGAUGAUGACAUCUAAGUAAUUGAUAUGAAUGUGUGAUCACUUCGUCUCCAUUCUCCAUUGUUUUUCUACCAUUGGUCAUCUGCAUCUUAUGCGAACAAAAGAGCUCAAAACAACUGCUCCAUCAAGCGGUGUGGACUUCAUCGCUCCAGUGUGCUGGUGAUGAAUGGAACUGAUUGCAGACUGUGGAAUGAAACAUUCAUUCAUUAAAACUGUAACACAUACACAAACAUUAAAAGCUGUGCUGUGUGAUGUGCAUGGAGUGACUGUUGAAUGUUGUUGUGAGAACAUUACCGAAUUGUCUGCUGAUAUUUAUACUUCAUAAAUGUCAAUGUAUGAGUGUUGUGUACUUGAGAUGUGUUUGAGCAUUUCCACAUUGAAAAUACUGGUGAUAAAACUUCCAUGCUUAUGUUACCUUUGCAUAGUGAAUUUUAAAAACGGAAAUAGUUCUAAUUCCUUUUCAUUUUUUUUUUUUUCCAGUUGUGAAAAAAAUUACUUGUUACAUUCAUACAGUGAUUCUAUGUAGAAUUCUCCCGCAAUCUCAAAAA
Messenger RNA from Aplysia californica (California sea hare), 1198 nucleotides. It is a transcript of the gene CaM, whose product is annotated as calmodulin. The record is from RefSeq and is marked provisional. Gene Ontology annotation, molecular function: enzyme regulator activity; calcium ion binding. NCBI's taxonomy places the organism in Eukaryota, Metazoa, Mollusca, Gastropoda, Aplysiida, Aplysiidae.